GAGCGGAUCAUGCAGACGCGCAUCAGUGACUGAACCGCACAGACUGCGGAGGAGCUCCGCACGUUCACUGCGCACCUGGCGCUUCAUUUGCGCUCAGAGUGAAAAAGGAAAGAGGAAAAGAGAGAGUAGGAAUAUAAGGGAGGAAGAGGAGAAACUUGCCUGCGGAUAUAAUGCGGGAACCCUGGAGAAAUGAUCCUGAUGGAGAGGAGAACCUGACCGGGAUGUGAACCGAUCCACAGUCUCUAAUCAGCAGUGUUUUCCACUAUGACGCCACGUGAGAUCACCGUCUCAACUCACCUGCUCCUCCAUCACCUCCUCCCCUUCACCCUCUCUCUCCUCCAGCCUCCCCACCACCAACCCGUGCACGUGCCCACCCUGGUCCCGCACGCACCGACACCUCUGACCCGCUCGCGCUUCAGCGCCGAGGCCCAGCUGGACUUCACCACCCGCUGCAACGCCAGCUGCUUCCACCGAGCGGAGCAGGAGGAGCAAAUGACGGACAAACUGGCCUUCGAGACGCUGUACGCGGACGGUUUCCGCACCCUCACCACGGUGGAGGUGGAGGAUGAUGAUGAUGCUCUUCACCCGACUCACGCGCCCGAGUGGAGAUGGAGGAGACGAUUGAAGCGCAGGAUGAAGCGGCAGAUCUACGGAGCGGACGGGCGUUUUAACAUCCAGGGUGACGACUUCCUGAUGGAUUAUCCCUUCUCCACGGCGGUGCGCAUCUCCACCGGAUGCACGGGCGUCCUGGUGUCCCAGCAGCACGUCCUCACCGCGGCCCACUGCGUGCACGACGGGAAGGAUUACGUUCAUGGAGCCCAGAAGUUGAGGGUUGGCUUCCUGAUUCCUCCGUCCGUAAAUGGCACCAAAGCCGGGUUGAUUCCCAACAAGAAGCCGCUGGUCCGCUGGGUUCGGGUGAAGCGCACUCGGGUGCCGAAGGGCUGGAUCCAGGGCCCGCAGGAGGUCAGCAUGGACUUUGACUACGCCCUUUUGGAGCUGCGCUGGCCUCACCGGCGCCCCUUCAUGCGGCUCUCUGUAGCGCCCUCUUCGGACGACCUGGCAGGGAACCGCAUUCACUUCUCUGGGUUCGACAGCGACCGCCCGGGGGAGCUGGUGUACCGGUUCUGUCCGGUGGAGGAGGAGUCGAGCGAACUAAUCUACCAGCACUGCGACGCGCGGCCCGGGGCCAGCGGCUCCGGGGUGUACGGCCGGGUGUGGGACGACGCGUUGGAGCGCUGGGAGAGGAAGGUGAUCGGGAUUUUCUCUGGACACCAGUGGCUGGAGAUCGACGGAGAGAACCGGGAUUACAACGUGGCUGUCCGCAUCACGCCGCUGAAGUUCGCCCAGAUCUGUUACUGGGUGCACGGGAACCGGCUGGACUGCAGGCAGGACUGAAGCAACCGAGGCCGAAGUGAAUUAAAAAUAAUACAGGGUGACCUUUACUGUUAGCUACUGCAGAAAACAUCCAUAGGGUGAUGUUAACAAAGUUACAGUAAAAACUUAACAGCAAUAAAUUUGUUUUAUUUAGCCUGUUAUAAAACACAGAAAUGAUCUGAUAUUCGAAGUUGUAUACUUUCAUCAUGUCAUUAAAUCAUUUAUAAUUAAAUCAUUGAAGCUAAAUAUUUAGCUACAAACUAAAUAUUUAGGUAGCAUGCUAAAUAUGUAGCUAGCAAGCUACACAUUUAGCUUCAAACUAAAUAUUUAACUUGUGAGCUUUCUCAUAUAAGACUUAAAAUUAAAUAUUUGUCUUGCUAACUAAAUAUUUUGAAGCUAAACAUUUAGCCUUCUAACUAAAUAUUUAGCUUGCUAGCUAAACAUAUUUAGAUUGCCAACUCAAUAAUUGAUUUAAAACUAAAUAUUUGGCUUGCUAACUAAACAUGUAGUUAAGUCAAACACUCAGCUUCAAGCUAUGCACAUAGUUUGGAGCUAAAUAUUUAGUUAAAUAACUAAAUAUAUAGCUUGCCAACUAAAGAUUUGACUUCAAACUAAAUAGCUUGCUAACUAAAUGCUUAAUUUGAUGCAAACUAUUUUGUGCGCUAACUAAAUAUUUAGUUUCAAACCAAGUAUUUGAAUGAAGAUACUUUACUAAUCUCAGAGGGAAAUUGGCAAUUUAGUUUGUAAGUUUGCUGGCUAAAUACUUAGUGCUGAACUAAGUAUUUAGCUUCAAGCUAAGUAUUUAGCUAGUAAGCUAAAUAUUCAGUGUGCUAAUAUUUAGUUUGAAACUGACAUUUAUAAAUGAAUGGUUAACAUGGUGAAAACAUGAACCCUCAUUUUCUUUCUCUUAGAUUAAAUAACCCAGAUUAUUGCUGUUAAUUUUUGACAGUGUAACUUUACAAACGCACCUUAUAAACAUCUGAGUGCAACAGAAAUAUUUCCAUAGAGGUCUGUGUUUACAUCAGGGAAAAAUCUACAUUUGGCUCCAUGUUCCCUCUCCUGUGUUUAAUUGGUAACCUCUGCGCCCGUUAAAUAAAUCUGCCAGUGAGAUCACAGCUCUGAUUUUUGCCCGCGGUCAGAUUCAUGUCAAUGUUUCCACAAUAAUAGCUGAACCUCCUCAAUAAGGAAAAAACACUUUCUCCUGGUGCAGCAGCACCGCGUGUCGAUUACUGUAAUCUACCGAGGAUAAAUUAUAAUCCCCCUUCCUCUUUCAUCUGCAUCCCGCUUUGGUGAUUUUGGCAAUUUUCCAUUUAUAACACAGCUCCUUCUCCGCCCUCCUGCACGCAUCUGAAAAGUAAAUAAACAAUAAAACUGCUUCCUAUCAUUUCGGCGGACACUUUAGACUUCUCAUAGUUGACUGAGGACAGAAUGUUAAUUUUAUUUUUUCACGAAUGCUUGAGAUAUUUUAAUAAACAGAGUUUUAAUUGUU
Molecule: messenger RNA, 2863 nt
Organism: Xiphophorus hellerii (green swordtail)
Lineage: Eukaryota; Metazoa; Chordata; Actinopteri; Cyprinodontiformes; Poeciliidae
Gene: prss23
Product: serine protease 23
Exons: 2
Coding region: 265-1395 (376 amino acids)
Biological process (GO): proteolysis
Molecular function (GO): serine-type endopeptidase activity
Source: RefSeq, a predicted model, not a curated record